AUGAACGCAGCUAGGGCAAAGAGUGUGUAUACAUUGGUGAAGAAGGGCGUGGUGUGGACUACAAAUCACAAAAGGAUGAGUCUUGUAGGAGGUUUAUGCGAGGUGUGUGUGUGUUCAGCAGAAGAAGCCUUUACCUUGUAUGAAACAUGCAAGGAAACACUGAAAGCCAAUGCAGGCUCCAUUUCCAGCAGAUGCAGUUCCCUGUUCUCAGUGGCUGUUGAGUGGAAACUUCUUCCAGAGGAAGUGGAGUCAGAGGUGGGCUGCAGCCGACUGCAGCUGUUCAGCCUGGCAGGAGGAGCCAGCCAGACUGACCUCAGAGGAGUCAACCCACUGAUGAAGGUUGUGGACCGAAUCCAAUGUGAAGCCACAACAAGCGACAAACUGCUCCACAUCCUCCUAAACGAUGCCUUAACAGGAAACAGUAGGACGGUCCUUAUUUACUGCAUCCAGCCUCAAGGUCUUCUAGAUGAUGAAACCCCCUCUGCUUUAGCUUUGGCCCAGAAAGCGAGAAGUUUGGUGACGAAGGCCACCGCCAUUCGCUGGUGUCCAAGGGCAACUGAGCAAGAGAUCAGAGAUAACAUCACUGCGAUAAGAACCAGGAUGAUGUCACAGGGGGAAGAUGAAGUUCACAACACCUACAGGCUAGCAGAGCUGACCCAAAACCUCCAGAUUGUGAAAAAUCAGUCAUGGGAGAAGAGGAGGGAAGAGUCAAAGAAGAUAAAAGGGAAAACACAGAGUUGUCGGACCCCAAACAGCAAUUGGCACAGCAGCGAUAAUAGUGAGGGUACAGACACAAUGAAAUAUUUACAAGACCAGCUGAAACAAGAAAUGGAAGAACAUAUCAGAGAGGGUAAAGGAAAUGUAGAGAAAGUCCAGGAAAGAGUAGCAAGAAUCCAGGAGCUAAGGGAGGCUCUCAGAGAGGAGACACUGAAGAACGGGGCUGCUACAGAGAAAUCUGACCUCUGCCAACAAUCUCAGUUGGAAUACAACAAAGCACAAGAACGGAGGAGGCAACUUAAGGAGGACCGUGGGAGAUUAAUUCAGGAGGAGGUGGAGAAGAUGGAGAGAGAGUUGGCACAGGAACAGCUACCGACGGAAGGCUCCCAGAGAGAGCUGCUGGUGCUAACCAGAGAGAGGCACAUCCUGGUGCUGCAGAUGGAGGCCCUGCGCGCUGAGGCCCAGCAGGCUGAGACAGACCUGCAGAAUCAAUACCACAGACACCAAACAGAGCUGCAUUGUCUAAGAGAAGAGAGCCUGCAGGUAUUCAGAGUGUUUCAUCAGGUAAGCGAGGAGCAGAGGAAGAUGUCAGAGGGCAGAUACAGAAGUGUGCUGCUGGAGGCUGUGCAGGAUGCCGUCUACCUGUCUGCCCAGAACCAGCAGCUGCAGGCUGACAACAAACAACUCCGUAAAGCACUGGGAGAGUUAAAGGAUACUCUAUCUGUGCGAGGUGAUCCUAAGACUGAACUGCUAUCUCAACAACAAUGACUAAACAAUGUUUAUGAAUCUGUUUGCUUAAUGUAAAUCAUGAGAAAUAAAACUGUUCUUGACAA
Messenger RNA from Morone saxatilis (striped sea-bass), 1550 nucleotides. RefSeq names its product trichohyalin. Lineage: Eukaryota; Metazoa; Chordata; Actinopteri; Moronidae. The record is from RefSeq and is a predicted model, not a curated record. The transcript is spliced from 13 exons. Bases 1 to 1485 code for a protein of 494 amino acids.